GGGAUUUCGACCGGGCGCCAUUUCGUUUGUUGCAAUGCAGUUUACAACGUUGGUAUUUUUGAUUCAGCUAUGGAUAUGUGUUUCUAGUCAUGAUCAUGAUCAUGUCCAUAGUCAUGAACCACCUCACUAUAAGUAUUCUAAGGAAGCUAAUAUUGGGUAAUUGAGUCUGUUUUGUUUGCGUUUUAUUGUAAACUUUAUUUGGUAUUUGAACGAAUAAUUAUUCACUUAUUUGUAAAUGAUAUUUCCAACAUUUUUACCUAACCAUUCUUCACCAAGUUAUCUUUACGCUUUCGAAUUAGUAAGCGGUGAAGAUUCUAUUUCAUUCUCAUUUCGAAUGGAUAUUGGUAAAGUAAAAGUUUUCGCAUACUUAGUUUCAAUACUCCAGGAAGGUAUUAAAGUGAGCGCGGAUCAAAUUGAAAGACGAAAAUAAUCCGAGUUAGUUCGUACCACUGUAUUGUAUCUAUAGAUUGAUAGUGAAUAUUUCUAAUUAGUUACGAUGACUCAAUCUAUCUACAUCGGAAGCAAAUUCCUGGAUGUGACUAAUUAUAAGAAACUGAGCAUAAGGUCGGUAGUAUAAAGACCAUGACUAAAGAUUGUCAAUCAUCUUUCAAUCUUAAACCUCAAAGCACUUGUAGCGGUUAUUCACUGAAUAUACUUCUACAUACCAAUGCUUUUGUACAUUGUAAUUGUAAUAUCCAGUAAAACCACUGAGAAAAGAAUGUGGUCUGUGCAUUGAUGGCUAUUUGUUAAUAAUGGGGUGUAUCCCAGGUUCCUCGUUUCUUAUCGCACUGUAGGAGGAUAAAAUGCACCAGACAGCUGUAUUUUUUCGUAUUCCUAACAUCAAUAAAGAGGUGAACACCUUAUCAAACCGCAAGCUGAAAAUUUUGGGGUUUAGUAUUGUCACCACAACAAGUACCAUAUUGAUAGUAAGCAAAUGUGACUGAUUUUAUGCCAUAACUAUUCGUUUAAACGACAUUUUAGAACUAAUUAAAACUUGAGUUCGACGUAUUUGUUACUUAAUUAUUACAGAAAUGUCAUAAAGUCUCAAGGCGCUCUUCGUUGUCGAAAUAAGAUCUUUGUUAACUACUAGGUAUCGAAAGAUCAUUUGUGUGACAUUUUCUAAAGUCCUAUUGAUCUGGAGCAUAGUGACCAAGCUAAUGACACCUACAUAAUAGACGUAAAUUUAACUGGUCUGAUAUAGAUAUCAUUAUGAUUCCAUUAAUCGCUAUAAAGCAAACAUAAAACUCGACCUGGGUGCGCUACAUUAAUUCGAUUUGUAAUCGUUUUCAAGGUCAUAGCGUAAUAGUAAAUGGGUCUAAGUAAUUUUCAAGAGCCAUGCAUCAUUUUCUUUAAUGUUUGGGAGUCUCAUAUUUGAUGCUGACGACACAUCUGGUUGUGACAAAACAGGUUCUCAAACCAAAAUCUAACUUGGCAUCAAGAAAAAUUUAUGUAACACUGACAUUGUUGUGAUGUAUAAAGUAAUCGUAGACUUGGUGACCAUAAAUUUUAUUACUUAUAUAGUGAACGAAAACUCAGGAGAAGACGUUUAACGUCCCGGGUGCAGUAUGGACAUCAGACCUAGAUUGCCCAGCACGUCGACAGAGCUACGAUCGGCGUGAUGGUGGGCUCGCCAUUUCGACGGGAAGCAAGGCAUGGACCAAGAAAGCGACACAGCGGGUAGAACAACUGCGAGAGCGACUUUUCGAAAUGGAGGGGGACAAGUGUGGUGCUUGCUACUCUUGCGGACAGAGUAAUUUUGCGUAAAACAAUAAAUUGUUUCACCUUACCUGAGUUUUCGUUCACUACACUUGCACCAAAGGAUAGAUAUUAGCCUUCCAACUGUAGGCCAAGUACACUAUGACGUACUCUAUGCUGACGAAAUUAUUUUUAAUCAUAUAUUUACUUGUACUUCACGAUAUGUAACUGACAGUAGUCAUGUUGGAGCAAUUUAUACUAACAGAAGAAGAACGUGCUCUGUACUUUUACGCAUCUGUUUACAUCACUCGUCUAAAUUACAGAAAUUGAAUGCAAACAAACACGUAAAAGCUAGAAUCUAAUGUUCUGUUUUAGUGAACACGAACUAGUGGAGUCUAUACAUUAGUAGACUUGGUAAUUUACGUGAUGUAAUGGCAUUUUUGUGAUUGAGAUUUGCGAAUGAAGUGGUUGCUUUUAGUGUUGAGUUCUGUGAGCUAGCUAAUUUAAUUGUAGAUCAUUCAAUGUCGUUCUGUAGAGGAUCAUCGGCUUCUACUAAAUACAGGAAUGACGUUUACUUUCAUCCUGAUGGCCUUGUUUGUAACCGAUUAUCUUUAUAAGUUCGGUUGUCUUCAUUUGUCCACGUAUUCUUGAUUGUCUUGUUCAUUUGACUUUUAACUAUUUAAUUGAUUGAUUUUUUCGGAUAAGCUGAUAGGUCGAAUCGGUGUCAGUAUGCUUGUUGGUUGCCAAACCGUUUAACUGGCAUAUCACUAGGAAUUCUAAGACACCUAGAAUUCCCUCACUCUAAAAUUUUGAAACCUUUCCAAUCGAAUUCGUAUUCGUGGUUAUCCACGUGUAUUUAUAUCCCUGAUCAAGUGUCGUUUUAUUAGUAUUCUGUAUCCGUGUAUGGAUAGGUGAAGAGAGCAUCAAUUUUAUUAACUGUAUUUCUCACAGUUGGUAUAAUUUCCGUUGACCAUGCUGUACUUAUCUUCUCUCGCUGUUGUAUCUUAAGAUUCGCAUUAAAUGUAGUGAAAAGAUUGAACUGAUUUGUAGAAGACAUUUAUUUUAGAAUCCUUCAAAAUCCUCUUAGUAAUUUCUGAGAUGUUUUUUACAUAUAGCAGGACGAUUCGUUUCCUGGUUCAUGAGGUUAAUUUUACUGUGUUCAGUCAAUUCGACAGGCAUCUUUUGACAGUCACUGGGCGAACCACGUUUUGUAUGAGACAGAAUGAGUUUCUUCAUUUUUCUGCCUAAUUAUAGUACUGGAGUAGGUUUUGGCUCUUUUGAAUGGUACUUGUACUCUGCUUGUUACUGUUAUAAUUUAGUAUUUUAUCUGUGUGACUUAGCUUCCUGUGAUCUGAGAAUACACUCCUUGUAUGUGGUUUUUUUUCUAGGUAUAAGGAAAAUCACGUACGGGAAACACGUAAAGAUUCCUCUGAGCAACUGUGGGUCGAAGUAUUCGGAGCUGUGUUACUCAUUAGUAUCGCUCCUUUUAUUAUAUUGUGCCUGAUGCCAGAUUUGAACAAACACCGUGGCUUCCUCAAGGUCCUUCUCGCAUUUGCAGCUGGUGGUUUACUGGGAGAUGCAUUUCUUCACUUAAUUCCUCAUGCAUUGGAGAGUGGACAUUCUAAUCCUGACCACGCUCACGAGGAAAAUACUGGAGAUGGACAUGGUCACAAGCGUCACUCCUACGUUGGACUUUAUGUUGUUGGUGGAAUUUUCGUGUUCUUGUGCGUCGAAAAAUGUAUCCGACUUUUUAGAAAUGAACAUUGUGGAGGCCAUACUCAUCAUGCAGUGUCUAAUGUUGACGGUGAAAAUAAAGGAAAGAAUAAGAAAAAAGGGGAAGAUACCAAAAGUGGAGCUAAAACUAAACGUAAGCUAUGCAUAGAAUUACAUAUUAAGUCAUCAGGGUUAAGGUAUCCAUUGUAAUUAUUUAAGUAACUGCAUUACUUUUGAAUAGAAAAGAGAAUCAUCAUCUAACGUAAGUAAAUUUGUUAGUUGAAAAUAGUAUGAAGAAGCGAAACUUUCGCCUCUUAUAAAUUAUCAAUAAUAAUGAUUAGCAAUAAUUACCAUUAAGACUGAUAUGUAAAUUAUGAUGUCUGACUAAUCACAUGUUCCUUAACUGAGUUGUUUCUGAAAAAAUCCUUUCAGCGACAGUUAAUAGAGCAGUUUUAAAACUGUGUAUUAUUUCAAGAAAACCCGCUACAAUUUCUUGUCAUCAGUUGUUUAAAGAUCAAAUUGAAUUAUGAAAUAUUUUCGAUAAUAUAAUGGAUACUUAUAAUUAGAUCUUGUUGUAUUAAAACAUCUUAAUCGUCGACUGAAGUGAAAUUAUACAAACUUUAUAGUUCUCAUUCUUUUUUAACAGCUACAGACUUCAAAGUUUCUGGAUAUCUUAACUUGGCAGCAGAUUUUACGCACAAUUUUACUGAUGGGUUAGCUAUUGGUGGAUCCUUUCUGGUUAGUAGAAAUGUUGGUUUUCUGACCACUUUUACGGUUCUGUUACAUGAACUUCCGCAUGAGAUUGGGGACUAUGCAAUACUUAUACAAUCCGGAUUUUCUUCACGUAAAGCUAUGCUUCUUCAAUUGAUCACUGCUAUUGGUGCACUUUUGGGUUCAUCUGUUAGCUUACUUGCUGCACGUGUUAGUAUUGGUCCUAUUGUUUUUGAUGCUAAUAUACUACCAGUUGUAACAGAUGAUGUUGUUAUUGGUUGCAUUUUACCAUUUACUGCCGGUGGUUUUAUCUACAUAGCUAUGACUUCUGUGCUACCUGACCUGUUGGCAACUAAUAAUAACACCGGUACUACUACUAAUACACCAAAAACACGAAACAAUGGAUUAAAAUCAUUCGUCCAAAGUCUACUUGAAAUAAUUUCUUUAAUUAGCGGCGUUGCAAUGAUGGCUGCUAUCGGAACACUGGAAUAAAGAUGUAAACAAGUAUAUUUUGUGUCUGUAGAGAAAAAAACAAACUAGGUUGAUAUGACAAAUGUAGUAUAGUUUAUUUUUUCUGUUUAUGCAUACUGGUACUUUUUGCUGCAAUCUAGUCCCCUCGUAUCCUGUUUUUCUUUUUCGUUUGUUUGUUCAUAUUUCAUAAAAUCUACUUUUAAGUGAAGCAAAGAAAUUCAAAGUAAAAAGCAUUUUCAGAGUACAAACGUACUAUUUGAAGAAAAUUACAAUUCAUUUGCUCGUAUACUUUCUGUCUCCCUUCGUAUACUUUUUUCUUUAUUGUUAAUUAUGUUGUUGUUGUUUUCUUCAGUUAAGUUUGAUCUUGUUCCAAUGAUUUUCAUUUUUUAUCAUGAUUUAGUAAUACUUCCAUUGUACUAUUUAUUGUUGUAAAAUGAUUAAUUUUGGUGGAGUUUUGUU
Molecule: messenger RNA, 5049 nt
Organism: Schistosoma haematobium
Lineage: Eukaryota; Metazoa; Platyhelminthes; Trematoda; Strigeidida; Schistosomatidae
Exons: 3
Coding region: 3199-3618 (139 amino acids)
Biological process (GO): intracellular zinc ion homeostasis; zinc ion transmembrane transport
Cellular component (GO): membrane
Molecular function (GO): zinc ion transmembrane transporter activity
Source: RefSeq, a predicted model, not a curated record